Molecule: messenger RNA, 3886 nt
Organism: Pan troglodytes (chimpanzee)
Lineage: Eukaryota; Metazoa; Chordata; Mammalia; Primates; Hominidae
Gene: VSX1
Product: visual system homeobox 1
Exons: 5
Coding region: 117-1214 (365 amino acids)
Biological process (GO): neuron development; regulation of DNA-templated transcription
Cellular component (GO): nucleus
Molecular function (GO): transcription cis-regulatory region binding; DNA-binding transcription factor activity, RNA polymerase II-specific
Source: RefSeq, a predicted model, not a curated record
GGAGCCCUUCAGGCCUCCCGCGCCCGACCGGCAGCCCAAUCCUAUAAAGCUUCCUCUAAGCUGGGCCCUCCGCAAACGGGAUCCAGAGAGGCUCGCGCCUUGCUUGCUAAGGAACCAUGACCGGCCGGGACUCGCUUUCCGACGGGCGCACUAGCAGCAGGGCCCUGGUGCCUGGCGGUUCCCCUAGGGGCUCGCGCCCCCGGGGCUUCGCCAUCACGGACCUGCUGGGCUUGGAGGCCGAGCUGCCGGCGCCCGCUGGCCCAGGACAGGGAUCUGGCUGCGAGGGUCCGGCAGUCGCGCCGUGCCCGGGCCCGGGGCUUGACGGCUCCAGCCUGGCGCGUGGGGCCCUACCGCUGGGACUCGGCCUCCUCUGUGGCUUCGGCACGCAGCCGCCGGCGGCCGCUCGAGCGCCCUGCCUGCUCCUAGCGGACGUGCCGUUCCUGCCGCCCAGGGGCCCCGAGCCCGCUGCCCCGCUGGCUCCCAGCCGUCCGCCGCCUGCGCUCGGCCGCCAGAAGUGCAGCGAGAGCGUCUCCACGUCCGAUGAGGACAGCCAGUCUGAAGACAGGAAUGACCUAAAGGCAUCCCCCACCUUGGGCAAGAGGAAGAAGCGGCGGCACAGGACAGUUUUCACUGCUCACCAGCUGGAAGAGUUGGAGAAGGCGUUCAGCGAGGCCCACUACCCUGAUGUGUAUGCCCGAGAAAUGCUGGCUGUGAAAACUGAGCUCCCUGAAGACCGGAUACAGGUCUGGUUUCAAAACCGCAGGGCCAAAUGGCGCAAGCGGGAGAAGCGCUGGGGCGGCAGCAGCGUGAUGGCCGAGUACGGGCUGUACGGGGCUAUGGUGCGCCACUGCAUCCCGCUGCCAGACUCCGUGCUCAACUCCGCCGAGGGCGGCCUGCUGGGCUCCUGCGCGCCCUGGCUCCUGGGGAUGCAUAAAAAAUCCAUGGGGAUGAUAAGGAAGCCAGGAAGUGAAGAUAAGUUGGCAGGACUCUGGGGCUCUGACCACUUCAAAGAAGGUUCUAGCCAGAGUGAGUCAGGAUCACAGAGAGGCUCAGAUAAAGUGAGCCCUGAGAAUGGCUUGGAAGAUGUGGCUAUUGACCUCUCCAGCUCUGCCCGGCAGGAGACCAAGAAAGUGCACCCUGGGGCUGGUGCUCAAGGAGGCUCCAACUCCACGGCACUGGAGGGGCCCCAGCCAGGGAAGGUGGGAGCCAUAUGAGACCCACAGGUCCCACUGUCAAAGGCUGAAAAUGUGCAUAUUCCUCACUGGCAUUUUCCAAAAGACAAAAAUGGUCCAAGACAUAUACUCUCAGUUUGAUUUUCUUCUGACAAUGUCAAGAUAAAAUGCAAUGCCACUUGCUUUAAGAGGACAGAUGAGUGACCUAGGGAAAAUUCUAUUUCAUUCUAGAAUGGAAACGGUUCCUUAAUGGCACUUUAACCAGUUAACUUGGUGCAAAACUUUUGAUUCUCUUUUGUAGCUUGAGCAGGGAGGAUCCGAAGUUCAAAAAUGAUUUCACUGCUGGGCAUCAUUUGAGAUGUGUGGUUCAAUGUACUGUAUAGAUGAAUAGGUUAGGUCUGAUGUCCUCAUUCUCAAUUAGGAAAUAUAAAAUUGUUUAAUAUCCAGAAGAAUCUGAUAUCAUUAUAGUGAAGACUCCAUACAGACACAUGAAUGAAUUAUAUUGUCUUUACCUUGAACUUGGCCUUGGAUAUUUCAAUUUUCUUGUUAGGGAGUAGUUUUGUGUUUUCUUGAGUGUCACUUGAUAGGCUAUGCAUAUUGGAAUUCAAAGAAACCCAUACUCUAGUCGUUUCUGCAUUUCCUUUAAAAAUAGCAUGGGAUCAUAUUUAAACAAUUGUUGGAUAGCUGGAAACAGUGUUUUUAGGUCAGACCAGGCUUUUGGUCUUUCAAAAUUUGUGAUUGAAAGCACUUUAGUGACUUGGAUUUUGUAAAUCUUUCCUUUCCUGCGUUUCCUUUGCCAUUUAUUUAUUCUUUAAAAAUAAACAUUUUGUGGUGUGUUUACUUUUCAAGGCACUCCUCUAUUACACACUUGUACAUCUCCACUAUCUCUGAUCCCAGCCAGGCUCUCCCUUCACCCCUUCUCAAUCUGGGGACAUGUGACACGUUUUAUUCUUCAGGCUGCAGCUCUUACCAUGUGUUGCUUUGUCAACUCCUCUGGGGCAGCAGCUGUGUCUGAUUCACUCUUUGGAGUUCAGAGGCCAGAAAGAUACCUUCUAGUUGAUGGGAAAAUAUGGUGCUUCCUGAAGAAGGAAGGGCAGUACAAGGAAAGUGUGGAACUGCUCAUUGUGAGGGCUUUCUCUGGGAACUGGCCCAGUGAUCUGUCAGGCUAGGCUUGGUGCUCCCAUCUCUGCAGGUGAGAAAACAGAAGCUCUCUCCCUUUGGCCUAUUUUUCUCAUCCUAUGCUAGUUCCAUACUCUUGGGAAAAUUAAACAUCACCAGUUCCUUUCUGUAGCAACAGAAAAUGAUAAGCCCUAUGUUCUUGUAUUAAUUCUGGCUAAUAGAUAUCAUAACUGAGGCCUGAGACUGCACCCAUAAUGAGCAGUUGGCAUGAACUCUAGAAGUUCUUCUGUCUUUCCUGUUUAGAGACAGCAGCCCUGGCUCCAGGCUCUGUAGCCACACAGGUUCUGCCUCCCAGAGGGUUGGUUCUCAACACAUUUCCUCAUGUUUACUCCUCGGUUGUUGCCUCCAUCCCUCUUCCUUAGCUUAUCCAGGAUUGAGUUUGGGAGAGGGAACCAGUAAGCUGUGCAACUUACAUACAUCACACUUAGACAAUACGGGCAGCCACUAAAAUUGUAACAGUAAGGCUUAUUUAUUAAUGUGGAAUGAUGCUGACAAAAUUUUGCUGAGUAAAAAAAACCCUAAAAAAGAAAAAAGAUAGAAAUAAACAAAUAUGUAAAGCAGAAUGAAAAUGAAAUGAAUAACCUUAACAACUGGUUCUGCAUACAAAAUAUACAAGUAGUGGACAAAUCUCUAUGUAAUAUUACAAAGGAAAAGGAGAAAAUAGGAAGUGGCACGAGAGAAAGGGGCUAGAAGCACUGAAGUAAAAAUGGAAGGAUGCUUUCUUAACAUAAGGAACUCUCUUCAAUAUGGCAGGUUAAUAUUUUAUAAUGUAUACAUACAUACACGUGUUUAUAUGUACAUAUAUAAGAGCAGAGUCUUUGAGGCGGCUUUGCCACCUCUAGCCAUGUGACCUUGGAUGAGUUUCACUACCUUUCUGAUCUCUUGGUUUUUCAACUGUAAAAUGGGGAUGACAACAGAACACUCAUUUUUCUGAAGAUUAAAUGAGAUGACAUGAGUAAUAUACUUGGCUCACUUUCUGGUGUAACUGAGGAAGGAGCAAAUUAAAUAUUAACUAUUAUUACUGUAAUUAUUGGAAUCUCUAUUAAUAUCAAAAAUCAAACGAGAAAGUUUAUCAUUAUCAUUUUUUGACAAUAUGGGACAAACAAAAUAAAUCAUGGAAUAAUAGCUUGUUGGAAUGGUCUGCAACAACAACUCAAGAAGAACUCUACGAACACAGCAAAACGUCGCCCUAAGAGCAGGGCUCGGUGUGUCAUCGGGCUGCUCUCUCCCUGGCUGUGCAAGGACCAGGAGCUCAACUGGCCACCCCCCACAGAGGACCACCGCUGUCCUGUGUGACUAGAGUCUGGAGACGAGGACUUUGAGCCGCUCGCGAACAUCAUCAGGAAUCCAGGACUCAAGCUUGUCCCUGCAAGGUCACUGGAGGUUCCUGAAGUCCAGACAUCACAGUGGAGAUUACCUAUGGCCACAUUUCAUCAAGGAGUAAACCCCCACCUGCUAGCAGACCCUCUCUCACUCCUCAUUGGUCAGCACUGCAUGUCACGCUCAGGCCUAAGCCAAUCAUCACCAGCCAGGUG